GAAGAGGAACAACUUCGACUGGUUGUGGGUAGCAGGGGCUGGCCUGGAAUGGCCGAAGUAAAUGUCGGCAUCCGCAAAUGGCGGACCCAUCCAGGUCGUAAUCAGUUCCUGUGUGAUGGUCGCAUCAUUAUGGCCCGGCAAAGUUCGAUAUUCAUUUUCACGCUGUUCGUCAUCAUUGCUACAAUGACCCUUUUCUACAUCUUUGAUGCACCAUUUCUCUUCUACAAUGUAUCGCCGCUUUUACCGAUAAUUGCUGCGCUUCUGUUGUGCCUCGUGUUGGUGAAUCUUUUCAAGACGUCGUUCUCUGAUCCUGGUAUCCUUCCAAAAGCUUCAACUUUCGAGCAGCUUGAAACUGAUCGGCAAAAUAUUGUCGAGAACAAUUAUUCGCCCGAUACAGUGAGGCCACCGCCACGGAUCAAGACUGUGAUUGUGAACGGUCAAAAUGUUAAACUAAAGUAUUGCUUCUCUUGCCGAUUGUUCCGACCACCACGUUCAUCGCACUGCUCAGUAUGUGAUAAUUGCAUUCUCAAUUUUGAUCAUCACUGUCCUUGGGUGGGCAAUUGUGUUGGUAAACGCAAUUAUCGACAUUUUUAUUUCUUUAUUGUUACAUUGACAAUCCUAACGCUUUAUAUUUUUGGAUGUGUUUCCCUUCAUAUCGCUCUGUUAUCUAAAUCUGAGAAGGCAUUACUGGCUGCGGUACGUGAGAGUCCAGUUUCGUUGGUUGUUGCACUGGUGUGUUUCUUCUCAAUCUGGUCAAUAUUUGGCUUAUCCGGUUUUCAUACUUACCUCUUGUCAACGAAUCAAACAACAAACGAAGAUAUUAAAGGCACGUUUAGUUCGAAACGAACACCGCGAGUUCAGAAUCCCUACUCCAGCUCAUCGAUAUUCUGCAACUGCUUCCGCAUUCUUUGCGCACCAGAACCGCCGAGCUUAAUUGAUCGUCGAGGUUUCAUAGUUCAAGAUCCGGUCAUUGUGGUACGUUCCUGUGAGCGGCCAUUAUCUAGCAACUCUCUUGACCGACCUUCGCCUCGACAAUUUUUUCAAUUGGCAGUCGAGUAA
Molecule: messenger RNA, 1059 nt
Organism: Anisakis simplex (herring worm)
Lineage: Eukaryota; Metazoa; Nematoda; Chromadorea; Rhabditida; Anisakidae
Source: the annotation of a GenBank genome assembly